Molecule: messenger RNA, 2124 nt
Organism: Amphimedon queenslandica
Lineage: Eukaryota; Metazoa; Porifera; Demospongiae; Haplosclerida; Niphatidae
Product: calcium homeostasis endoplasmic reticulum protein-like
Exons: 16
Coding region: 14-1780 (588 amino acids)
Biological process (GO): intracellular calcium ion homeostasis
Cellular component (GO): perinuclear region of cytoplasm
Molecular function (GO): nucleic acid binding
Source: RefSeq, a predicted model, not a curated record
GGCACAUUUUAUAAUGAGACGGACAUUAGAUUCUCCUAAUAUUGAAUUCUCUCAUAAACUUCAUGUCAUUUACCUCAUUAAUGACAUACUAUAUCACUGUUUCAGAAAAGAUGCUCAUGACUUAAAACAAGCUCUGGAAACUGUUGUUGUUCAAAUAUUUUAUAAUGUUUUCUCGUCUGAUCCCAGCAGGAGUGACCCUCUCAUUAAGGUUCUCAAUAUAUGGGAGAGUCAGAAAUAUUUGAGCGAAGGAAAAAUUUCGAUAAUUAAAGAUUUAUUGAAGCUACCUGAGUCUUCAUUACCUAAAGCUCCACCCAUUGCUCCGCCCCCUGUUGUAAAUGAGGGCGUGGCUGCCCCUCCUCCUCCAUGGAUGCAGCAGUCAAUGAACCAAGCUCCACCUCCAAUUCCACAUCCUGGACCAGCUCCAUGGCAACAAGCUCCACCUCCUCCAGCUCCGCCUUCUUGGGACCACCCUCCUCCUCCUCCAAAUUAUCUUCCUCCUUCUCGUCCUCCCUGGGGACCUCCCCCUCCUUCUCAUUGGUCCCACCCACACAUUCCCCCUCCUAACGAACCGACACCUUUAUUUGAAACUCCGCCCAUUCCCCCACCCCCACCUCCUGAUAAUCAAUUUAUUGAAAGCAUUGAUUAUAAUCAUCAAAAAUUAUCGGAGCCACACCCACUUGACCCUGCCUUUUCUGGCAAACCGUCUCCAUCCAAAGAUCCUCCUUUUAUGCCACACCCUCCAGAGCUUGGAUUGGAACCACACCCACCUCCUUUUCAAGGCGUGCAAGUAUUUGAUUAUAAUCAUCAGCCGCCUCCCACUUCUUGGGAUAACAUGCCACACCCCUCUCACCCCAUGCCCCCUCAGGGACCACGCCCAUUUCCCUUUCCUCCUGAUCGGUCUUUUAUGCCAAGACCGCCUCCCCCUAUGCCACAGGGUCCCCGCCCACCUCAUUUACCAUAUUUCGAUUUACCAGCUGGUCUCAUGAUACCGCUAGUACCGCUUCAUGAGAGUUCUUACCGCCCACUCAACCCACUGCAUGUUGUUCUUCCUCCUCCUAUCCCUCCGACUGAGAGACUCAUUAAAGCAGUGGAGGAGUUUUACCAACCACCGACUGAAGAGAAGACAAGAAACCAAGAUGGUUGGGAGGCUAAGGCUUUGCUUGACUUUUACGAUGCAAAGAUGAAAGCUAAAGACAUUUUGAAAAACAAAGGAGGAGGAGGAGGAGGAAAUACCAGGCGGAACGUACCGCCAAGAAGAAGAUCCCCAUCUCCAAGGAGAAGAAGGAGAAGAUCUUCUUCAUUGUCACCUUCACCUCCUCCUCGAUCAAGAAGGAGGUCGUCACGUUCUCCGUCAAGCGACUCAAGUUCCUCGUCCAGUCGCUCACCGUCACCUCAUCGUCGGAGAAGGAGGCGUGGCAGAGGAAGUAGGCGGAGCUACUCUCGUUCUCCUUCUCCCACGACUCCAACAAUUGAAGAAUCUUCUCGAAGAAAACCACCACCACAACAACCUUCAGUACCUAUAACAACCGGAAGUCAAGAACUAGGCCAAUUGACGGAAGGUAACGUUGGACAUCAGAUGCUAAAGAGAAUGGGUUGGGAGGGAGCAGGGCUUGGUUCCAAAGAGCAAGGGAUUCAAGCUCCUAUAAAAGGCGGUGAAGUUAGGAAUAAAGCUGAACAGUUUGCUGGAGUUGGCAUGGCACAGAAUAAUGAUCCUUUUGAGCAAUUUAGACGCUCGAAAAGUUAUACUUACAACAGACGUCCCCCAUCAGGACCGCCCUAAGUUCCAAGGGGUCGCAUAUUCCCAGAACCAAAACGAAGAAAAUGAUGUUCUCUUUUGGAGAUUAAAAUUAAUAAUUUUAUUCAUGUACUAUAAUGAUAAUGAUGAUAAUACAGUAAUUAAUUAAAUUAAUUAUUCAUUGUCCAAGGAUGGGCUGAGGUGCUAAUUUUGCAUGCUGCAGCAUAGAUACAGCUUCUUCUCUGUUGCUAAGAUAUUUUCCAGAGGAAAGACGCGUCAUUCCUAACAUUUCUACGGCUUAGAGGCGGUAAGGACAGACACCCUGGGGUCUAUUUUUGGUGGCUGUGGAGAUCUGUUUAAAAAUCAAUUUAGAAAUCCUUUUUGAAAAG